This is a messenger RNA of Aspergillus calidoustus, 780 nucleotides long. The record is from the annotation of a GenBank genome assembly. NCBI's taxonomy places the organism in Eukaryota, Fungi, Ascomycota, Eurotiomycetes, Eurotiales, Aspergillaceae.
AUGGUUAAUCCUGAAGAAGUGCACAGCCAGCAUGGCGAUGGCCCUGCUGCCGAGGAGAUCGAGCUGACGAAAAAUCACCAACAAGCCCACAUGUCCAACCAUGAAGAGCACCAGACGGGCAUAUACCAAUCCUUCAUCCGCUACCCGGGCGCGUGCGUGUGGUGUGUCUAUGCGAUCUGGUGCAUCACCCUACUAAGCUUCGACGUACAAGCCGCUGGAGCUGUUGUUGGAAUACCCGAGUUUCGAAAGGACUUUGGAUAUGAGUACGAGGGUGACUAUGUGCUUCCCGCGAGAUGGCAGUCGGCAUUUGGGGGUGCCCCUAUUGCUACGUACGUUGUUUCGCAUUCAUUGUCUGGAUAUGUCGUUCUAAAAGCCAGCAGGGCCAUUAUCUCGUCGCUCAUUGCUGCCGAGGCCGCGGACAUGUUCGGCCGGAAGAAGACUCUUAUGGCUGCCUUGGUCAUCUCCUAUGUUGCUGUUGCUAUCGAGUUUGUCGCGACGUCAAAUGCCGUCUUCUUCGCUGGCAAGUUCCUCAAUGGGUUCAUGGUAGGAACUGUAGCCACAGUCAUGAUAACCUAUAUCGGAGAGAUCUCUCCGCUGGCUUUGCGUGGUAUCUUCACUUGCUGCAUCGGAGUGGCUUAUGGACUGGGGCCACUAGUCGCCUUCAUCGUCAUUCGAUACACGGGCCAGCUGGAUUCGCGUUGGGCAUAUAGAGCCGUAUUCUGUGCUCAGUUCGGCUUUGCUGGUAUUGCAACCAUCUUCGUGCCGUUCAUGCCAGAGUAA